CGUCACGUCCCUUAUUAGAGAAUCCAAGACGUCACUAUCCACUGAAACUUACUUGUCUGACAGCUGUCGAGCACCCGAAUGAGCUUCCAGCCCACGCACUAUUACCCCUUUAGGUAAUAUGUUUAGUACUCGUAAGUUUGGCGAACACAAGUAUGACAUCACCAUAUAUGAUGAACUAUGUAAUAUGGAAGUAGCAGCUUUUCUCAACUCGAUCUUCUUUUUGGGACUUCCAACAGAUAAAUAAUAUCAUUAAUCCUGUAACCUUCCAAGCAAAUAAAGUUUCAUAAUAUUUUCUCCCAAUUACAGCAACUUCACAAGCAAUCCAAUCAAAUCAUCAACAAUUCCAACGAAUCAGCCAGAUCAAACUCGCAAACAAGAAAAAUGUCGACCAUCACACAAGUCGCCGCGCGCCGUCUAGCUCUGACUUCCAGGGUCACAGUAGCUGCGGCCCCAAGAUACUUCAGCACGACCAUAGCUGCGCAAAAGACCGUCACAGAGGCUGCCAAGGACACGCUAAAAGAGGUCGACCGCAAGGUCUCAGACAAGUUGGUCGACGGUAUCAAUGCCGGUGCCAACCUCGCGUCAAAGGUCAAGGGUGAGGCAGACACCGGAAAGAUAAAAGGAUCCGCCGAGGAGAUCCGUGGUGAGGUGAAGGGCAAGGCAGAAGAAUUGAAGGGCAGUGCCAAGGGUGCGGCGAAGGAAGCCGAGGGCAAGGUUAAGGGAAGCUUGUAAGAAACUGGAAAGGAAUCGGAAAAGGAAAAUGGAAAAGGAAAAAAGCAUAUGCAACUAUUGUUCGUCAGGACGAGCUACUCGCCUCACCAUGAGGUGAGCGGCCUACGAUAAUGAGAAUGAAAUCAACCUCCAUAGGAUGAAAUUGUAUUAUACGCAUACCUAGGUACCUCUGUAUAUUCGCUAGUCACUUUCAUGCAUUGCUCUGUUGUAAUUGCAUGGGCAUAUCUCCCAUCUUUGCUGUCGUGAAAGUUACAAAUAUCAUUAUCAUGUGAUGCGCAUGGCCUUGUGGGACACCUACCUUGGUA
This is a messenger RNA of Hypoxylon fragiforme, 1037 nucleotides long. RefSeq lists its product as uncharacterized. The coding region runs from base 382 to 732 and encodes 116 amino acids. The record is from RefSeq and is a predicted model, not a curated record. The transcript is spliced from 2 exons. Lineage: Eukaryota; Fungi; Ascomycota; Sordariomycetes; Xylariales; Hypoxylaceae.